Chelonus insularis is the source of this 2666-nucleotide messenger RNA. RefSeq lists its product as uncharacterized. The transcript is spliced from 6 exons. The record is from RefSeq and is a predicted model, not a curated record. Gene Ontology annotation, cellular component: nucleus. Bases 1 to 2322 code for a protein of 773 amino acids. Lineage: Eukaryota; Metazoa; Arthropoda; Insecta; Hymenoptera; Braconidae. Gene Ontology annotation, biological process: regulation of transcription by RNA polymerase II. Gene Ontology annotation, molecular function: RNA polymerase II cis-regulatory region sequence-specific DNA binding; DNA-binding transcription factor activity, RNA polymerase II-specific.
AUGAAAGAUCCUGACCAUAUUUUCCAUCAUAGCUUAGAAAGAGAAGCUACAGAGCAAAUUGAAGUAGAUGAUAAUAAUUCUGAUGCAAAUGAAGUAACGCACAAAUAUUCGAAGAUUAAAUCUUCAGAUGAUGUUGAUAGUAGAAAAAGAAAAAAAGUAAAAACAGAAUCAGGCAUUGAAAAUAAUAACAACUAUAAUGAUAAUCAUGCAUCUGAUCUCUCUAGUGAUGAUAGAUAUAAAAAGAAAAACAAGAAAAAACAUAAAAAAGUUGAAACUUCAGAAGUGUCUCUUAAUGAAAAUUUUAAUGGUGUUGAAGCUAUUAGUGCCGAUAAUGAAAAAGUUAAAAUAGAAAGUGAUAUGGAGACCGAUCAUGCGAUAAAAUAUCUUGAAAAUAAUGAUUUCCAUAUCAAUUGUGAAUUAGAUACCCUCAGUAUUAAAAAGAAGAAAAAGAAGAAAAAGAAAGAAAGAAUUGACGAAUCGAAUAUACAUACAAAUCAGGGCCUAGAAGAUAUUAAAGUUGAAGAUCAAUUGCAAUAUACAAAUAGUCAAUUAUUAGGUUUUAAUUACUUAACUGAUAAUAUUGAUACUAGUGUUAAAAAAAAGAAAAAGAAAAAACAUAAGGAUGUAAAAAUCGAAAACGCUCUCUUAGAUAAUCAAUCUGAAUCAAAAACUGAAGUAAAAGUACAAGUUGAAAAUGGAGUAACGGAUUCUGAUACAAAGCAUAAACAUUCAGAAUGUGAUGAAGUUAAUUAUUGCUUAAAUGAUUCAAGUAUUAAAACUGAAAAAGAAAAGGAAGUAGAAAUUGAAGAUGAAAACAAUAUUGAUGAAAAUCAUAAAAAAAGUAAAAAAAAUAAGCACAAACAAGAAACGAAUAAUGAAACAGUAGAAAUAGAUUCGUUGAUAAAAGAAAACGAUUGUAUUGAAGAAAAAGAUGGUCUGGAAUCAUCCCAAAAAGAAAAAAGUAAAAAGAAAAAGAGUAAAAAGCAUAGUAAUGAAAUAGAUGUUAUUGAAGAAGAAAUCGAUACAAAACAUAUUGAACUUAUUGAAUCUCAGCAUAAAAAGAAAAAAAAGAAAAAACAUAUAAAGGAAUUAGUAGAAGAAGAAUCAGAACCUGUGCAUCUAGAUUUAGAUUAUGAGACUUCUAAUCAAAUUAAAAUUGAUGAAGAACACGUGUCUAUUCGCAAUUGUAAGAAAAAAAAAAAGAAACAUUCGACAGAUUCGGAACCUGUACAUCUAGACUUGGAUUAUGUGGCUUCUGAUCAAGAUAAAAUUCAAAAAGAUUAUUGCGAUCGUUACAAUAAUAAGAAAAAAGAUUCAGAAGACUCGGAACCUGUACAUCUAGACUUAGAUUACAUAGCUUCUGAUCAAGAAACCAAAAGAAAAGACCAGAUUGAUAGUCUCAGUUAUAAGAAAAAAAAGAAAAAACAUAAACACCAUAAGGAAGCGAGAGCAUUUGAAAACGAAACAGACUGCGAUUCACCAAAGACAAGAUAUGAAAAAAUGGAAAAAAUCCUUCAAGAAGAAAGUUCCAUAAAGGAUACAUCAAAUAAACAGCCUGAAGAAAGUAGUGGUUUUGAAUCAGAAGAAGGCGAUUAUAGUGAAAGUGAAAGGAUUCCUAGAAUGAGCAAAACAAAACCAUCAAUUUUUAUUAAGUAUCCCAAAUUAGCUAGGAUUAUGCAAGAUUCAGAAAGUGAUGACAAUUAUCCACAUCUACAGCACCGAAAACUAACUUUAUCUGAGGCUCUGAAACUGUCAGAACUUGAAAUUCAAUUACGGCAUGAACCACCACCACAGCAUCAAAUAGAAAAGUAUCCAGGUACUUGUACUUUGACUGUAGAAGAAAAAAAAAAGUUUAUGGAACAUUGCGAAUUAAAGAGUGGUAGAUUUACUUAUGAAGAAGAUCAAAGAAUAGUUCAUAAUUGGAAAAAAUUCUGCAAAACGCAUGGAUGGAGAAGAUCAUUAAUUUAUCCAUUCUUACAUCAAACAAAGAAAGGAUUCUUUUAUAUUGCUUCAGUCGAAGGAAGAAAGAAAUUCGUUCAAUUCUUAGCAAAAGGUUUGCUCAACAGAAGUCUGUACAGUGUUUAUAAUCGUUUUAGAAAUUUAUAUGGUACUCAUAAAAAAACUAGGUAUACAAAAGAAGAAGAUGAACUACUAAUGAAAGAAGUUAAAGAUCCGUAUGGUCGUAAUAGAUUUUCAUUGAUUGGAAGAAAAUUGAACAGAACAAGAGCAUCUGUAUGGCGACGUUAUAAAUUGUUGCUUGCAAAGAAAAAAGAAAACUCAGAUACUGAAGAUGAAGUAACAAAUAAAUCAACCAAUAAAUAAAUUUAGGGAAACAUUUCUUUUAAAUCUCGAUCUAAAUGCGACCGAAAUUUUUAUUUCUCAUAGAAAUAAUUAGUGUAAUUUAUGAAUGGCAAAAUUGAAUUAGGUUGAAAUGUGAAGAUAUGUCAAAUUUUGCGAUUCAUAAAACCAGAGCCAUUACACUUCCCACUGAGAAGUUAGUUAAAUUGUAAAUAAAAAAACUAGGUUAUAAGAAUUAUUUAAGCAUAUUUAUAGAAAAAAGAGUACAUUGAUAACUUUUAGUAUCAAAGAACCUAUUUUUAAUACAUGAUUAUAUAACAUUCGUUCAAUACAUCUUUUAUCAAGCAUUCAUCAAUAAAAAAAUUACU